ACAUCUACUACACAAAUACGUCGAGCGCAGAAUGUCGCACGCUCAGUAAUACAUUGUUCAUUCCUACAUUUGGUCUAACUUAUUUUGCUUCUGAGUUACAUUAUUUAUGUAAAGAUUAAAAAAUUGAGUUUAAUCUGUCAACAUUUGUCUAAUUGCGAAUUCGCAAAAUGAAGGUCUUAAUUGUACUGCAACUGCUUACACAUGUCAGUAUUAUUUUAGUGUCGAGUGUUCCUCAAAAUUUAAACAAGAAAAUUAGGCAAAUGAUUACUGAUGAUGGUUACCCAUUUGAGGAAUAUAAUUUGAAAACGCAAGAUGGUUAUUUUCUUAAAAUUCAUCGUAUACCAGGCGGAAAUGGAGAAAAAAUUAAUAAAAUCCAAAGAAAUAAACCUAUUGCUUACCUCGCCCAUGCCCUCACACAAAGUUCCAUAGAUUGGGUUUCUACUGGACGAAAUGUAUCCUUAGCUUAUCUGCUCGCUGACAAAGGAUUUGACGUGUGGUUGGGAAAUAAUCGAGGAACCAUUUUUUCUCAAAAGCAUCAAACUUACUCCACAAUGAGUUCCAGUUUCUGGAACUUUAGUUGGCACGAAAGUGGUGUUAUCGACAUGCCCGAAACAAUAGACUUCAUUUUGAAUCGGACUGGAAAAAGUGAACUUUUUUUAGUAUGUUAUUCCCAGUCAUGUACCCAACUAGUUGUCAUGGGAUCUCUGAAACCUGAAUACAAUAAAAAAAUAACUUUAGCUCUCAACAUGGCACCACCUGUUUUUUUUGGGCAUAGUAAAGGACUUGGAUGGCUGAUAUUAAGGACUCUCGAUCGUUUUAUCUCACGGACCCAUGAUAAUAUUGUAAAUCACUUCGGCAUAACAGUGACACCCUUCUUGGUAUAUGUUUAUACCUUGCUUCUUAAAGAUAAAAAUUUAAUAUUUCAUUUUAUCGACCUUCUAAAUAAUAUUUCGGGAAUCGACUUCAACGGUGUAGAUUUGGAAGUUCUAAAAAGAGAAGCCUUAUAUAUUCCUGGAGGAUGUUCUUCAAAACAAUUUAUGCAUUACAAUUUCGGUAAAAAUGCCCCAGGUACUUUUCGUCAAUAUGAUUACGGUAAAAGUGAAAAUAUGAGAAUAUAUAACUCAACAAUUCCUCCAGACUAUCCCCUGGAAAAAGUGACUGUACCUAUAGCCAUUUUUCAAGGGCUUCAAGAUUUUUUAGUUUCUCCAGAAGACGUUGAUAUGCUAGUAGAAAAACUUCCAAAUGUUGUGUAUAGAAAAAAAUUCAAGAAAUUUAACCACCUUAGUUUUACUAUCACCAAAGGACUAAGAACACUCGUCUACGAGAAAAUUGCAGAUCUAUUUAUCAGUUACCGAAUGAAUAAAACUUUUAAUUAAUAAAAAUUAAA
This is a messenger RNA of Belonocnema kinseyi, 1387 nucleotides long. Its product is annotated as gastric triacylglycerol lipase-like. Bases 168 to 1376 code for a protein of 402 amino acids. The transcript has 8 exons. Gene Ontology annotation, molecular function: hydrolase activity, acting on ester bonds. Gene Ontology annotation, biological process: lipid metabolic process. The record is from RefSeq and is a predicted model, not a curated record. NCBI's taxonomy places the organism in Eukaryota, Metazoa, Arthropoda, Insecta, Hymenoptera, Cynipidae.